This is a messenger RNA of Halteromyces radiatus, 1663 nucleotides long. RefSeq lists its product as uncharacterized. The record is from RefSeq and is a predicted model, not a curated record. Bases 66 to 1556 code for a protein of 496 amino acids. The transcript is spliced from 9 exons. Gene Ontology annotation, biological process: ubiquitin-dependent protein catabolic process. Gene Ontology annotation, cellular component: COP9 signalosome. Lineage: Eukaryota; Fungi; Mucoromycota; Mucoromycetes; Mucorales; Cunninghamellaceae.
CUAGAUCCCAUUCGUGUCUCUCUUUUUUUCUUUUUUUUUUUCUUUUCUUAAUUCUAACAAUAGCAAUGCAAGACAUACAGAUGAACUUGGACUCUAGUCAUCAUGGAACUAUUGUAGCUGAGGUACUGGCUUUACUAAUAUCUAUUACCGAUAUUGAUACAUUACGCAACAGCGACAUGAAAGCACGACUCGAUAGUUUGACAUAUGAAGAACUAUCCUCUUCCUCAACAGAAACACACCAAGUUCACAGCAAUCAACAGUCAAUGGGUAUAUCUACCAGUGAUGAUCCCUUAACUAUACUUGAUCCUACGAUCCAUAGUUUGGGUUACAUGUAUUUCAUUACUGCACGAUGUCUCAAAGCAACGGAUCAACAAACGACUUUAUACUUGUACAACACUCUGAAUCAGUUUGCGAAUGUAGCAGAUUUGGAACAAUUGAAAUUGGCUGGUCCAUCAAUGGAACGUAUUGUCAUGGCCUUGGAUCAUGUAGCCAAGAUUCAAAAUAAUGAAUUACUGCCUUUGGUGCCACUUUAUAUCUUGAUUACUCGAUUAUCAUCGUCUGAUACCACGGCUAACCUCAAUUUAUCUAAUGGCAUCUUGACCAUUUUCCAUCCAGCGUUAGCCAAACAAUGUAUCCUAUCCAAAAUGUAUAGAUACCCUUUAUCCAUAUUGAACCAUGAUAUUGUAAAUGUAGAUCCAGAGACAUACGGAACGACCAUUCAACAUUAUCUUUCCUAUCAUUAUUAUGGAGGCAUUCUUUAUAUUGGCAACAAAGAAUUUGAAAAAGCAUUUGAUUUCUUCUCUUUGGUGGUAUCAGCUCCUACUCAAAAAGCCGUUAGUGCCAUUCAAUUGGAAGCAUACAAACGAUAUAUCUUGGUAUCUUUAAUCCGUUAUGGACAAGUUUGUACGUUACCUCGAUAUGCAUCCAAUGCAAUUGAAAAAAUCAUCCGGAAACGACAUGCCCCUUAUUUGAAUUUGAUGAAUGCAUUUGAUGAUAUCAAGAAACUUAUCUCUGUUAUUCAAAAACAUCAUCAAGUGUUUGAUUUGGAUGGUUUAUUGGGAUUGACAAAACAACUCAUUCAAGCCAGUUAUAGGCAAAAAAUCAAAAUGCUUACCAAGGUUUAUGUCAAAGUUAAAUUGGAUGAUAUCUAUGCUCAGCUCUCCGGCGAUACUCCUCCUUCUCCUUCUACAUCCUCUUAUUUACUUUCCAAAUAUCAAGUCGAAACACUCCUGGUGGAUAUGAUUGGCAACAAUGAUAUUCAAGCUAGUAUAUCGAUUGUUUCUAUGGAUAAUGGUUCUCAAGUCAAGAUGGUUCAUUUUGAUGAAGAACAAGGAUCUGUACCUUUCUCUGAUCAACGUUUAGAACAAGCCAUCAUCAACAUUACACGUAUCAAUGAUCAACUAUCAAAAGUUGAUCAACGAGAAGGACUCAAUAAGGACUUUCAAAGCAAGUAUAUGGUGUUAAGCGCCAAUGGCGGUCAACUUGCCUCUUCCUCUUCUGCGUUUGAUGAAGAUAUGGAUGUUCCUCUGGAUGAAGAUACCAAAAGAUAUAUGUAGUGGCAGUCGUUUGUACUAUGAUUCCUUAGAUGUAGACCCCAUAGUUAGUCCUUCCAUACAUUUUACUUUUUUUUUUGGUAAUAAAGCUUUCUUUUUUUUCUUUGCGA